This is a messenger RNA of Branchiostoma belcheri (Belcher's lancelet), 1670 nucleotides long. Its product is annotated as lysophosphatidic acid phosphatase type 6-like. Lineage: Eukaryota; Metazoa; Chordata; Leptocardii; Amphioxiformes; Branchiostomatidae. The coding region runs from base 170 to 1480 and encodes 436 amino acids. Gene Ontology annotation, molecular function: phosphatase activity. The record is from RefSeq and is a predicted model, not a curated record. The transcript is spliced from 9 exons. Gene Ontology annotation, biological process: dephosphorylation.
UAUACUUACAAGAUAGCAAAAAUAAUAAAUCUUUGCUUUUUUUUCACACAAUGUCAACACCCCUGAUUUGUGGAAAUGUAAUGAUCCACCGGUCAAGGGUCAACUUAUGUAAACUGGACCAGUCUGACGGUAUAUAAAUCAGAAAGGACAGUCUAAUGCCCGUAAUAUUAUGUUUUUAUGGCGAAAAAUCGGUGUCGUAGGUUCAGGACUAUGUGGUGCGUUCGUUUUACACGAAUUGUGGGAGAGGAAAGAUGUUUUUAACGUCCAGGCGUUCAGUUUUUGGGGAGGUAGUAAGGAUGAGGGGGAGGGGCAGGAUUUGAAACUGAAACUGGUUCAGAUCGUUUUCAGACACGGCGCGAGAACUCCGAUAUCACGACUUCCACCAAGUAUAGAACAGGCUACAUGGAGUACAGACCUAGUGAAGGAUGUGCCCCACACACUGAUAGAUUAUCAUGUAGAGAGUCUGGAUGGUGGACCUCGCCCCCCCUCCCCAGUGGAGGACAGCUACCAGAAGCACGGACCUCACAAGGGUGGUGCUAGAUGGGGACAGCUGACAUCCCUUGGACAGCAACAGAUGUUUGACCUUGGACAGCAGCUCAGGAAGCACUACAUUGAGAACCACAGAUUCAUAGAUCCUGAGUACAACCCACAGCAAGUCUAUGUACGAAGCACUAACAUCAAGAGGACCAUCGAAUCAGCGCGAUGUGUGCUUGCAGGGAUGUUUGGAAACUCACAGUCAGGCAAGGAAGGUCCUAUAGUCAUCCAGACUUCUACAGCUGAGGAGGAGACUUUCUACCCCAACAGAAACAACUGCCUAGCCAUGAGACCUUUAAUCAAAACUGCAUGGGGUUUGCUGGACACUGCUCUACCAGGGUACAGGGAGGACAGGCUGAAACUACAGAGGAUACUGGGGAUAGAAGAGGCCAGGCAGUUCAACAUAUUUGGCCUGAGGGAUGAACUAACAGCACGAAAGGCACAUGGCCUACCUAUCCCAGAAAGCCUUGCAGCUCUGGAGGACGUGGUAGAACAGAGAGCGACCCAGUGCAUGGCCGCGCUGGUGUCCGGGAUCGAGGACGGACAUUCCCACGCCUUGCGCCUGUCCACGGGACCGGUCAUCGACCUUCUGACAAAGAACAUGCUGAGGGCGCAAAACACAGACAACUGCCACAAGUUGCACCUGUACUCUGGCCAUGACACCACCCUGAUCCCACUACUGAAGGCUCUGGGCAUCUUUGAUGACCGCUGGCCGCCAUAUGCUGCUCACGUCACUGUGGAGUUCUACCAAGAUGCCAAAAAGAACAGCUUUGUUAAAGUUUUGUACAUUGAAGAGGAAAAGCAAGUACAAGGCUGCAGUGCUGUCCUGUGCCCAUUUGAAGAGUUCCAGGAAGCCAUGGCAACAGUAGCUUUGUCUCAUAAGACAUUUUGGGAGAAUUGCAAAAUUGAUCAAAAGAAGCCUUCCCAGACCACUAGUAGUGUAUGAUGGAAUAUCCUGGUACCAUAUAGUUAGAGAUUUGAAGGCAUCCUAUGCAAUUUUAGGGAAGGAAAAACAAAACAAUAUUAUAUAUGGAUAAGGAAUCUAAUAUUGACAUUUAGUGUCAUUUCUCAUCAUUUCAUACUUUAAGCAUUUGAAAUAAUCCCAAAACAAGCCAUGUGAGGCAUCUCUUUAUUUU